Vitis vinifera (wine grape) is the source of this 1544-nucleotide messenger RNA. RefSeq lists its product as uncharacterized. Gene Ontology annotation, molecular function: GTPase activity. The coding region runs from base 467 to 1273 and encodes 268 amino acids. The transcript has 10 exons. Lineage: Eukaryota; Viridiplantae; Streptophyta; Magnoliopsida; Vitales; Vitaceae. The record is from RefSeq and is a predicted model, not a curated record.
UCAUUCAUAUAAAGAGUCUGAGUGUUCAAAAUCCAUAAUUAAAUUUUAUUUUAUUUUUUUUCAAAAUAAAUAGGAAUCAUUUGAUUAUAAGGAAGAUGUGUACGAGUGUGAACUGUAUUUUGGGGAAGAAUUUAUUCUGGUCUUUUUUAUAAGGUAAGAUUGGGCCGGCAGCCGGCCUAGGCCCAGCCCACUAUUACUUGAUCGAACGUUCUACAGGCAUUAGGGUUUGCUGGCAGCAUCUCUCUUGCUCGAAAGCAUUCGAUCAUUCCUUCUCCAAACGCUGCCUUGCUGUCGAUCUCUGAGUUUAAACCUUCAAGUGAUUAUGGCUUACUCUGACAUCCUGGGUUUGUUGUUCGCGAUUGGUGUUUGGUGCACUGCUUAUGCUGCUGCUGCAGUUGUUGGUACUUUUCGGGUUUUCAAUUUUCUCUUUGCACUCUGAAUUGGUGCAGCAGUUUCAGUAGCUACCAUGGGCUUUGCACAACUCGUCAUUGGCCCAGCUGGCAGUGGCAAGUCAACCUAUUGCUCUAGUUUGUAUCAACACUGUGAAACCAUGCGGCGGACAAUUCAUAUUGUGAACCUAGAUCCUGCUGCAGAAAGUUUUGACUACCCUGUGGCCAUGGAUAUUAGGGAGCUUGUUUCCUUGGAUGAUGUUAUGGAGGAGCUUGGACUGGGGCCAAAUGGUGGCCUUAUGUACUGCAUGGAGCACCUUGAAGAAAAUUUGGAUGAUUGGUUAACAGAUGAAUUGGAUAAUUACUUGGAUGAUGACUAUUUGGUGUUUGACUGCCCAGGCCAGAUAGAGCUUUUUUCGCAUGUUCCAAUGCUUCGGAAUUUUGUGGACCAUUUGAAGCGUAAGAAUUUCAAUGUUUGUGCUGUGUACCUGCUUGAUUCACAGUUCAUGACAGAUGUUACCAAGUUCAUUAGUGGUUGCAUGGCAUCUCUUUCUGCAAUGGUCCAACUCGAAUUGCCUCAUGUUAAUAUUCUCUCCAAAAUGGACCUUGUAACGAACAAAAGGGAUAUUGAAGACUACUUGAAUCCGGAGCCUCGGUUUUUACUGUCAGAGCUGAAUCAACGCAUGGCUCCUCAGUUUGGCAAGCUAAACAAAGCUUUGAUCGAAUUGGUGGAUGAGUAUAGCAUGGUGAGCUUCUUGCCUCUCGACUUGAGGAAAGAGAGCAGCAUACGGUAUAUCUUAUCUCAAAUCGACAACUGCAUUCAGUUUGGGGAAGAUGCAGAUGUGAAGGUUAAGGAUUUUGAGGAAGAUGAGGAUGACGACUAGGCUGAUAAUCAUACAUUUGGGUACCCCCAAAAAAAGGUUAGUGGAGUGGCAAGCCCCUGGUGAAGGCCAUCAUUUAGGUUGAGGAAAAGUUUUUUCAAGCAAAAAAAUGUCAUUUUGUGGAAAUCUUAUAGUAGAAUGGAAAAUCUUUAGGUGAACCAGACAUAUUCUAGUUGUGUAUAUUCCCAAUGGUUUAUCCUCGGAUGUUUUCUAGACUGAAUUUGCAGCCGUGGUUUGAGCAUUUUUCACUAUAAAACAUUUUCUAAUGUUUGAA